AUGUCCCGGAUAAACAAGGAAACUGGAGCCAAUAUCUCGGUAAGUAUACCAGACACGGACCAGAGUUCUACAGUCACAUGUACCAGAUAAACAAGGAAACUGGAGCCAAUAUCUCGGUAAGUAUACCAGACAUGGACCAGAGUUCUACAGUCACAUGUACCGGAUAAACAAGGAAACUGGAGCCAAUAUCUUGGUAAGUAUACCAGACACGGACCAGAGUUCUACAGUCACAUGUACCGGAUAAACAAGGAAACUGGAGCCAAUAUCUCGGUAAGUAUACCAGACACGGACCAGAGUUCUACAGUCACAUGUACCAGAUAAACAAGGAAACUGGAGCCAAUAUCUCGGUAAGUAUACCAGACACAGACCAGAGUUCUACAGUCACAUGUACCAGAUAAACAUGGAAACUGGAGCCAAUAUCUCGGUAAGUAUACCAGACACGGACCAGAGUUCUACAGUCACAUGUACCGGAUAAACAUGGAAACUGGAGCCAAUAUCUCGGUAAGUAUACCAGACACGGACCAGAGUUCUAGUCACAUGUACCGGAUAAACAUGGAAACUGGAGCCAAUAUCUCGGUAAGUAUACCAGACACGGACCAGAGUUCUAGUCACAUGUACCGGAUAAACAUGGAAACUGGAGCCAAUAUCUCGGUAAGUAUACCAGACACGGACCAGAGUUCUACAGUCACAUGUACCGGAUAAACAUGGAAACUGGAGCCAAUAUCUCGGUAAGUAUACCAGACACGGACCAGAGUUCUAGUCACAUGUACCGGAUAAACAUGGAAACUGGAGCCAAUAUCUCGGUAAGUAUACCAGACACGGACCAGAGUUCUACAGUCACAUGUACCGGAUAAACAAGGAACUGGAGCCAAUAUCUCGGUAAGUAUACCGGACACGGACCAGAGUUCUAGUCACAUGUACCGGAUAAACAAGGAAACUGGAGCCAAUAUCUCGGUAAGUAUACCAGACACGGACCAGAGUUCUAGUCACAUGUACCGGAUAAACAUGGAAACUGGAGCCAAUAUCUCGGUAAGUAUACCAGACACGGACCAGAGUUCUACAGUCACAUGUACCGGAUAAACAAGGAAACUGGAGCCAAUAUCUCGGUAAGUAUACCGGACACGGACCAGAGUUCUAGUCACAUGUACCGGAUAAACAAGGAAACUGGAGCCAAUAUCUCGGUAAGUAUACCAGACACGGACCAGAGUUCUAGUCACAUGUACCGGAUAAACAUGGAAACUGGAGCCAAUAUCUCGGUAAGUAUACCAGACACGGACCAGAGUUCUACAGUCACAUGUACCGGAUAAACAAGGAAACUGGAGCCAAUAUCUCGGUAAGUAUACCGGACACGGACCAGAGUUCUAGUCACAUGUACCGGAUAAACAAGGAAACUGGAGCCAAUAUCUCGGUAAGUAUACCAGACACGGACCAGAGUUCUAGUCACAUGUACCGGAUAAACAUGGAAACUGGAGCCAAUAUCUCGGUAUACCACACAUUUCAUGAUGAGGUGGAGAGCUACAGACAGCAUUGGUGGCGUUGUACUGGCCCGUGUAGACAACGAAAGCCAUAUUUUGGUUAUGUUAAACGGGCCAUGAACCGCGCACCUUCAGAGAGAGACACCUGGUGGAAGGACCAUAAAAAUAGCUGUAACGGAAUAUUUGAGAAAGUCAAGGAGCCAGAGGGAUAUGGAAAGAAAAAGAAAACGUCAGAAAAAUCAGAAAGCUCUGACGACAAAAAACGGGAGAAAGGCAAGGAAAUCAACAGAAACAUGGAUAUCCGGCUGUUUGGUGGGAAAGGAAAUAUUCUGAGUUCUGACGGUGGGAAAAAUAGCUCUGUAAAUGAUACAAAGUUUGUCACUAAUAAUAAGGUGUCUGUCACUAACAAUAAGGUGUCUGUCACUAACAAUAAGGUGUCUGCUACAGCGAGAAAUGGUGAUAAAAUCCAGGGAACUUUAACAGGAGGGGUCAGUGGAAAUCAGAAAAUCACGGCUAACGGUAAUAAACCUAAGGUGACCUCAACAGUGACAAGUGAACAGCAACCUAAAACUCUGGUGAAUGGUAUUCUUUCCAAUAAGGUGUCUGUAAAUACUGGAGCAACAGGGUCAAGGUCAUCCACACAACCUGGGUACCAUGACAACCAGGUGAAGGAGGCUAGUCAUGUGACAUUUUUAGAUUCUGAUGAGGAUGAUUACUCCAAGAUGUGUAAACCAGUACCUACAUAUCAUAUCCCACCAGGUGGAGCCAGCAGUGAACUGACCAGUGGUCAAGAAAAUGUGAGAUCCAAACUGAGAGAAGUUUGGGCUAAGAGGUUUAAUUCUGCCUCGAGUACAACAGUUUUGCCUGCUCUCAGCAGACCAAAGAAAAGGACACAAGAAUUUGAACCGAAGUCCAUGAUCAACCCUAGUGUAGCCAAACGGUGUAAAAUUGACCAAGACAGUAAACAGAGUAUGAUUGAAAUGUUCAGUACCCCACCUUGUCAUUUAGACUUACCUGCUGUCGAGAGUAAAUCAUUGCAUUCUGGAACACAAAAAUGCAUUAAUUCCAAAAAUGUUUCAGAUUCAGAUAGUCAAAAACUAUCAGUUUUAAGUGUUAAAAAGCCAAAUGUUUCAGGUAAAAAGAUCAAUAAUCCAGGUAAAAAGCCAUCUAACUCACAUGGUCAGAAGCCAGUCAUAGACAGUAAUCAAAAUACUGUGAGUGGUAUGUUCAGUAAAAUGAGAUCACCAGAAAAGGAGAGUAAUGACAGAGUAGUCUCCCUUGACCCAGCCACUCCUGCCUUCCAUGCCUGCCCAGUGUGUACAAAGAGUGUGCCUGUGGCAGAGAUGAACCAUCAUUUGGAUUUAUGUCUAUCAUUAUGACACGGAAAAGGGAGACAAUUCAUUACUACAUCUUUUAUUUAGAACUGUGACUAAAGCUUUGACAAAGUAUAGAAAGUUUUUAAAAAGUGAGGAAGGGGGGAAUAAUUUACCAUAAUUUGAUAUACCUCAUCGUGUGAUUGUUAUGAUGUUAUAUUUGGUAUGAGGAAUGAUCUACAAUGAUGUUUUGGUACAAAGAGUGAUAUAAAAUGAUGUUUUGGUACGUAGGGUGAUAUAAAAUGAUGUUUUGGUUCGUAGGGAAGAGUCAUAUAAAAUGAUGUUUUGGUACGAAGAGUGAUAUCAAAUGAUGUUUUGGUACGUAGGGUGAUAUAAAAUGAUGUUUUGGUACGAAGAGUGAUAUAAAAUGUUGUUUUGGUACGAAGAGAUAUAAAAUGAUGUUUUGGUACGAAGAGUGAUAUAAAAUGUUUUGGUACGAAGAGUGAUAUAAAAUGUUGUGUUGGUACGAAGAGAUAUAAAAUGAUGUGUUGGUACGUAAGGUGAUAUAAAAUGAUGUUUUGGUACGAAGAGUGAUAUAAAAUGUUGUUUUGGUACGAAGAGAUAUAAAAUGAUGUGUUGGUACGUAGGGUGAUAUAAAAUGAUGUUUUGGUAGGAAGAGUGAUAUAAAAUGUUGUUUUGGUACGAAGAGAUAUAAAAUGAUGUGUUGGUACGUAGGGUGAUAUAAAAUGAUGUUUUGGUACGAAGAGUGAUAUAAAAUGUUGUUUUGGUACGAAGAGAUAUAAACUGAUGUGUUGGUAUGUAGGGUGAUAUAAAAUGAUGUUUUGGUACGAAGUGAUAUAAAAUGUUUUGGUACGAAGAGUGAUAUAAAAUGAUGUUUUGGUACGUAGGGUGAUAUAAAAUGAUGUUUUGGUAUGAAGAGUGAUAUAAAAUGAUGUUUUGGUAUGAAGAGUGAUAUAAAAUGAUGUUUUGGUACGAAGAGUGAUAUAAAAUGAUGUUUUGUUAUACCGGUAUAUGAUUAGUGAUAUAAAAUGAUGUUUUGUUAUAACAGUAUUUGAUCAGUGAUAUAGAAUUGAUGUUUAUUAAGUGACUUAUAUCUUCCAGUUCUUACUACAGGUAAUGUUUCUAUGGUGCUAAUUAUCACAUCGAGGAACCUUGUUAUAUAUUUUUAGUACAUUUCUGGCAAUAUUUUGAAGUGAGUUGAUAUGUGCAUAUAUCAACUUUUCAAAUUUAAAAUCAGGCAAAAGCCCUUGGCAAAAUUUGAUGUUGACAUCAAAGUGUAAGUAAUAUGCUCUAGUCAAGAAGUAUUUUACAGUUAAGCUUGUAUGACCUCUUCUAUGUGAUGUUUCUCUCUAGUUUGGAUUCAAGAGUAAACUUAAAGAUUUAAGUAGAUCAAGGUGUAACCAGUUUAAGUGAAAAUUGGAUUAUUGAUAGGCAUGAUGUCAUGAAACUAACAAACUUGAGGAAUAAGUAGAGACUGUAUGUAAUUACAGACCUCUAUAUUUGGACGAUAUCACACACUCCUACUAUAUAAAUGUUUUCUGAAUAGCUUUGUGUUGUUUAUAUUGAUUUAAUAAAAACUGUUAUUCAAUGAAAA
This is a messenger RNA of Pecten maximus, 4403 nucleotides long. Its product is annotated as sprT-like domain-containing protein Spartan. Gene Ontology annotation, biological process: DNA damage response. The transcript is spliced from 3 exons. The record is from RefSeq and is a predicted model, not a curated record. Gene Ontology annotation, molecular function: polyubiquitin modification-dependent protein binding; single-stranded DNA binding; metalloendopeptidase activity. Gene Ontology annotation, cellular component: nucleus. Bases 1295 to 2854 code for a protein of 519 amino acids. NCBI's taxonomy places the organism in Eukaryota, Metazoa, Mollusca, Bivalvia, Pectinida, Pectinidae.